This is a messenger RNA of Drosophila santomea, 1925 nucleotides long. It is a transcript of the gene GstE14, whose product is annotated as glutathione S-transferase E14. The transcript is spliced from 4 exons. Gene Ontology annotation, biological process: glutathione metabolic process. Lineage: Eukaryota; Metazoa; Arthropoda; Insecta; Diptera; Drosophilidae. Gene Ontology annotation, molecular function: glutathione transferase activity. The coding region runs from base 57 to 755 and encodes 232 amino acids. The record is from RefSeq and is a predicted model, not a curated record.
UACUGAUCGGCUUUCAAGGCGUUCGUUUGUCUGUUUUUCUACCUGAUCUUAACGAUAUGUCACAGCCCAAGCCGAUUUUGUAUUACGACGAACGCAGUCCGCCCGUCCGCAGUUGUCUUAUGCUAAUCAAAUUGCUGGAUAUAGAUGUCGAGCUAAGGUUUGUGAAUCUCUUCAAGGGCGAGCAAUUCCAAAAAGAUUUCUUAGCGUUGAAUCCCCAGCACAGUGUGCCCACCUUAGUCCAUGGUGAUAUGGUGCUGACGGACAGCCAUGCUAUACUCAUUCACCUGGCGGAAAAGUUCGACGAGGGCGGUAGUUUGUGGCCCCAGGAGCACGGCGAACGGAUGAAGGUCCUGAACCUCCUGCUCUUCGAGUGCUCCUUUUUGUUUCGGCGUGACAGUGAUUUUAUGUCGGCGAUUGUCCGCCAGGGAUUCGCCCAUGUCGAUGUGGCACAUCAUAAACGCAAGCUGACCGAGGCGUAUAUUAUCAUGGAGCGCUACCUGGAAAAUAGCGAUUUUAUGGCAGGGCCACAGCUGACGCUCGCCGACUUAUCCAUCGUGACCACAUUGAGCACCGUCAAUCUCAUGUUUCCCCUGUCGCAGUUCCCACGUCUGCGGCGCUGGUUCACCGCGAUGCAGCAGCUGGAUGCAUACGAGGCCAACUGCAGUGGCUUGGAGAAGCUUCGCCAGACGAUGGAGAGCGUCGGCAGCUUUCAGUUCCCAUCAUCAUCCGCCCCAGUCACCGAGAAAGUGGAGUAGCACUGCUCAUCAGAAGGCUUGUUUAAUUAAGCUGCCAACGGGGUUGAUUCGAUCGCUUACUUUGCUUAUAAUCAUAAAUUCUAAAAAAUAUUGUUUAUAUAGCUGAAGUCCUAAUUAAACUUAAAUUGUGAUUGGAUUUCAUGCAUACAGAUAUUCAUCUAUGAAAAUAGCAAUACAAAGUGAAAUAUUCUUAUUAAUGCCAGAUGAUAAUUUUCCAUAACAUAUUUCUUAAGUACGCCAAUUAAUAAUUAUUAUAGAAACUCGUGCGAAAUAAUUUGAUAAAUUUCCCUCUUAAAAGCGUAAACUAUUUAGGGGGUAAACGGAUAUCUAAACAUCCAACCCUUUUAUGUGGGUGCAGCCAGAGUAUAUUUGCUUUGGUGAAGGGAAAAUAUAUGUGUAUUUCCGCCAAAUUCAAAGUAAUUUAGCGGUUGGCCGCGACCCUUAAGCAAGCUCAUUAACAUAUAUGCGAGUGACCCUUGUUUACAUCCAAAACGCUGGCAAAUAUUUGGCUGCUCCGGACGUUUGCGCCCUAAUGACAGCUUGUCAGGCCUAAUAGCCAUAUCGAGUGCCCUCCAGUUGAGCGGGGUAAUCCUGUUCGAGGACCAGUUUGCUAAUUGCUCCGCAUCGAACCUCGAGGAGCAAGUAACUCGAUGCCCUGGUCAGCCAACUCGAACAAACUUUGGCGCACGCACCGAUCUCCACAUACACAUCCACGUCCAUCUUUACAGCUUGGCGUCUACGUGCACCUGGUCCUCUCGUCGGAUGUCUGCUGCUCUGCUCCUCUGACCCUCUGACCGCCUGGCUUUUCAGCUGCCAAGUGUCGGGAAAGAUGCAGCCAUUCCUAAUGCCUCUUGCUGCCAUCCGAGGCGGAGCAACAUCCAUCCAAGGCACGCGGCAAACUUUGCGCUCAGCAAGUUUUUCAAUUUCACCCGGCGUUGUCUCAACAUUUAUCUGCCCUUCACGUUGUCAGUGCUUGUACAGAGAUUUUUUGUCAUGGCCACCGGAAUGCUUUAGCUUUCUGUCAACGGCCAACCAAAAGCGCAUCCGGGGCCCCAAAUAUAUAAAACUGAAUAAUUUUACUUAAGCUCUGUCUUACUCUUUUGCCGCAGAGAUUAGCAACUUUGUCUGGUGAUUUGCAUCAAUUUGCAAUUUUAUGUGGGCAAGCCAGUC